UUCGCCAUUUUAUUUUCUACGUCAGUCCACGUAAGAGACGAACAGCUGGGAGAUAUUCGAUUGAAUUCAUUAAGAUAAUUUAAUAUAAAUAGUGUCACUUUUCGAAUAUGGCUCCGAAAUUCCCUGAUGAGGUCAACGUCUUUUUGGUUCCACAUUCUAGAAUGAAGGAUCUUGUCUGCAAUUAUAUGGAUCAGCUGUCUACAGCAGAUUUUCAUAGCAAUGGUGCCCUGGAACAUUUACUUCCUCUGCUGGAGAACACCUUCAGCGAGUUUAAAAGUCACGAACACAUUGAGAACCAGUACAUUCUGGAACAGCUGAAGCAGAGGCUCAAAUUGGUCAAUGUUACCAGCACAUCUGUUUGCAAUUGCCAUGGAGACAGUCAACUAGUUGAGAUCCUUAACUUACUUCGUGAUGGAUACACCUGCACCAGCAAGCCCAUCUCUGAGCAAAUCAGUUUCGGUUCCCAGCUGCAGAAAGUUGUGUCGGAUUUCACCCAGCAUUUCAUUCCCCACAUGCAGGAAGAGGAGGAAAUCUUCCAGCCCCUUCUCAUGAAGUACUUUGCCCACGAAGAGUUGCUGCAGCUCAAGCAGCAGGUCAUCCAGCAGCACGAGAUCUGGAAGGAGAAGCUGGUAGCCCAAAAGGAAACGGCCGAGAACAUGCUGGCCCUCCUCAACACGGUCGCAUCAGAGGUCACCGAUUACCGGUCGGGCAACGACGAAGAGUACCAAGAGACUCUGCAAACACUCGUGGAAUUGACUUGCGAAAACUUGACGAAGAAUAACAAGAUCGAGAGGGAAAAUGUUGUGGAAGCCGGCUUCGACAAUCUCCCUCAAGAGAUGAUGCUCCACAUCUUCUCCUACUUGAACCCGCUCGACAGGACCCGAUGCGCCCAAGUGAGCAAACACUGGAAUAUGCUCAUCUACUCGCCGCAAUUGUGGAAGGUGAUCUACCCGACCAACUGGGCCAAGGGCCACUACGAUUUCCAGUACCGCGAUCCCUACACCCUGGUGGAAUCGGAAUGGAAAAGCAAGUCCAUGAUGGAGGAAAACGACGAUUUAAUGAGCGAUUCCGAAGAACCUUUGUCAUCCGAGGCCGAAAAAGAGAUUCGAUGCUACGAAAAGUUUACUAUGAACGCCUUGGUUCGUAUUGGCGAUGGUGUUCAACGUGUGGUGGUUGCAGGUGGUCUGAAUUUGAGUAGCACCAUCUUGCGUUCAAUGUUGGUCCUUUGCCCCAAUAUCCAGCACCUCGACGCCAGUUACACCAACAUCACUGACUUAUCUUUCAAGGGAUUGGCCUCGAAGAAAGCCUGCGUUCAAUUGGAGCAUUUGGAUCUCACCGGAUGCCGCUACGUCACCGACGUUGGCCUGGAACGACUGGGCAACUGUUUCAGGUCGGAACUGUCCGGAAGCUUUUACAAUUCCAGAUGCGGAUCAUGUUGUCAAUCGUGCAAAAGCUGCCCGAAAUAUUCUGAUCCGCUGUCGUCCACCUACAACAGCAAUUCCAGUUUGACGGAAGAGGACGUUUUUUCGCCUGGAUUGCUGUAUUUGAGCUUAUCCGGCUGCACGUCCGUCACCGACUUUGGACUGCAAUCCUUGCUGGAAGUCACCAUGGAGAAAGAGAGUCUGCACUACAUGGACCUGAGUGGCUGUCCACUGAUUUCAGGGCUGGGCCUCCAGAUGAUCACCGAGCAUUCGUCCCGUCUACUGCCGGAAGAUCUUUACUAUUGCAAUCGAAUCCAGGAGGGGCCCUAUCCGGACGAAGCCAACGGAUGCCAGAAUUUAGAGUGCCCGUUGAGAGGUUGUUGCUGCAUCGAUCAGUGAAAAAAUACUCUACGGAUGCUGUGUUUCUUUCUGUUGUUCUGGUUUUUUGGGUUAAUGAAUUCCUAAAACAGUAAAACAAGUUCGUUAGUGUGCCAUUUGAUUGUGAUAAUGAUUUGGCAUGUCGUUUCUUCCUUGUGGGAUCGCUUGUUUAAUUUACAGAUUCGAUUUUUACGGUUUUUCGUUCUAUUUCUGGUCAAAGUUAUUCACAAAUAAUCUGUCGAUGGCUCGAUGCCGUUAAAUAUAAUGAUUAUCAUCAUGAAUAUUAAGGUUGAUAAUACUCGAGAA
Messenger RNA from Daphnia pulicaria, 2105 nucleotides. Its product is annotated as F-box/LRR-repeat protein 5-like. Gene Ontology annotation, molecular function: protein binding. Gene Ontology annotation, cellular component: SCF ubiquitin ligase complex. The coding region runs from base 108 to 1820 and encodes 570 amino acids. NCBI's taxonomy places the organism in Eukaryota, Metazoa, Arthropoda, Branchiopoda, Diplostraca, Daphniidae. Gene Ontology annotation, biological process: SCF-dependent proteasomal ubiquitin-dependent protein catabolic process; intracellular iron ion homeostasis. The record is from RefSeq and is a predicted model, not a curated record. The transcript is spliced from 5 exons.